Molecule: messenger RNA, 2354 nt
Organism: Clupea harengus (Atlantic herring)
Lineage: Eukaryota; Metazoa; Chordata; Actinopteri; Clupeiformes; Clupeidae
Gene: necab3
Product: N-terminal EF-hand calcium binding protein 3
Biological process (GO): regulation of amyloid precursor protein biosynthetic process
Cellular component (GO): cytoplasm; endoplasmic reticulum; Golgi cis cisterna
Molecular function (GO): calcium ion binding
Source: RefSeq, a predicted model, not a curated record
CCGUUGAAAGUUCCUCAGCAUCAGCACCAGUCAAAGGAGAGACCCGUUCCAGCUUGGCUUGACUACCUCUCAGUCAUCUUCUUUCCAUUGCAUUUACCACAGCCUUCAGCUGAUUUACACACAUAAUAACGACAAAAACCUAUCCGACACAGUUCCAAUUAUUGUUAGAUAGAGAGCACUCGGGGAAAAAACAUGUUGGCUUGCACGGAAAUGAUCACAAUGUGUCUCCAGUCGGCGAAACGGCAACAUCUUCUCGUCAAGAAUCAGCAGCAGCAGCAAACCCCAAACCCUGUACACGGACUUUCCAUUUUUCACGAUAUUUUCCGGCGUGCUGAUAAAAAUGAUGAUGGCAAGCUCUCCUUUGAGGAGUUCAAGGCCUACUUCGCUGAUGGGAUACUGACAACAGACGAGCUGCAGGAGCUCUUCUAUUCCAUUGAUGGGAGACAGAGCAACAACCUUGAUACAGACAAGCUAUCAGAUUACUUUUCUCAGCACCUGGGGGAGUACCUAAAUGUUCUCUCAGCACUGGAGAAGCUGAACAUCGCCAUUUUGAGUGCAAUGGACAAGACUAAAGAGGAGUAUCAGGGCUCGUCUGUGCUUGGCCAGUUUGUGACUCGUUUCAUGCUGAGGGAAACCUCCAACCAGCUGCUGUCUCUUCAGAUGUCUCUGCAGUGUGCCAUGGAGGCGGUGGAAGAGCAGAGCAGUCCCGCAAGUAAUGAGGUGAAGAUUCCAGAGCUCCUGUCCGUGCAGAAGAACAACAACAACAGGAGAUGUGGACGCAGGAUCCAGAAGAACCUCUGCCUGUCUCCCACAGACCCUUACUCAGGCAUCCUUACUACAGGAGUGACAGUGGACACAGAUGAGCACUGGUGUUCCCAGAUCAACCGUCUGCAGCAGCUCAUUGAUAAGCUAGAGUGCCAGAGCCCCAAACUGGAGCCCCUGAAAGAGGACCCUCUGGCGAGCACUUAUAACUCUAACAUUCUGCUGGUGCAGAGACAGAUGAUGGUGGCAGAGGGAGACUUAGAGGAGUUCCAGAAGGCGCUCAACAGCUAUGCCGACUCCACAACCGACCAGAACGACAACCUGCAUGUGUCUAUCCAGAAGCUCCCGGAGAAAUCCUGCUACAUAAUGUAUGAGUUCUGGCAGGAUCGUAUCUCCUGGAUGAGUUACUUACAGUCUGAGCCCAGCAAGACUUUCCAGCGUUGCAUCAUAGACAUGCUGGAAGACCCAGAGGCAGUCUCGACCAUGCUAAUGCCUGCCUCCUGGUGGAUUAUGGGUAACCACUAACAGCAACGACUAACAGGUCCACAGCAUCCACAGCUCCCCCCCCCCCUCCCAUGUGGAAAACCAAGCGCCCACGAUAAGAAUAUUUCAAAGAAUCCACUGCGUGUUUGUUACAAGCUAAAUGCUUGUAAUUCCUGCGCACACAUUUCCUACACUCUUUUUUUCCUGAUUGCAUCAUCAUGUCUCAUUUAAUAUUUGAUAGUUUUCCCCCUGCAUGGGGAGGAAAUAUGCUAUGAACAGGCAUGUGAUUUGUCUUUCCUCUAGUGCAUGUAUAGAAAAUCAGUCCUUCAGUGUCUUGCCAGUGGCAAAAAGAGGAUUUGAAGCUUUUUCGUGGCUUCAAAAGCAAGACUAUCCUCUCUGAUUAGAAGACAUUCUGUGAACUAAGAUCAGGAAAAGUGGAACAUCGUAUAAACAAGCAUCAAAGAUAAAUAUUGAAGACAUAGAGAGCUCAUAACCAACAUGUGAGGUUUGUAGUUACUUCUCAAGAUAGCCAGAGGUUUAAGAAAAAUAUCAAGGAUAGCUUUGUCUUUAAAAAUGCAUGCCGACUUAACUUUUUUCAUUUUGCUUCAGAGGAGGAGAUCAAUCCUUGGCAAAAGACAAAAAGGUGAUGAUGUUGUGGAUAGACUAGUCUUAGCCAGGAGCAUACCCUAGGUAUCCAAUCUAGGAUCUCUACUGCAUAACCCAUGUUUCGUCAUUCUGGUAUGAUUUGGAUCUUAGCGAUGCUUACUUUCGAUAGCCAUCCUGCCUGAUGCUAUUGAGUUUUUGUGAACAUGACUGUCAGUGUGUUUUGGAUUUGAUGACAAAAAAAAAAGUUAAUGUAUUUUUGUGGUUUAUGGCAUCCAUUGUAUCUCCUCAUGUACGGACAGAAAUAAACAGGAGAGGUUUGUUUGCGUACGGUCCUGUUGGCGUGUCAUUGAUUUUUGGGUGAUUAAAGUUUAAUUAACAUCUCUUACAUCUUGGCAAUGACAGCUUGGCUCUUCCUCCUCCCAUUGCCUCAAAAGUAGAAAUAUUCUCCGCCUCUGCCUUUCGGAUAAAAAAAAAAAAAAAAACUAAAAUAGUUCAAAGGAAAA